Penaeus chinensis is the source of this 915-nucleotide messenger RNA. RefSeq names its product ragulator complex protein LAMTOR3-like (gene Lamtor3). Gene Ontology annotation, cellular component: Ragulator complex. Gene Ontology annotation, biological process: positive regulation of TOR signaling; cellular response to amino acid stimulus. The record is from RefSeq and is a predicted model, not a curated record. Bases 58 to 432 code for a protein of 124 amino acids. The transcript has 5 exons. NCBI's taxonomy places the organism in Eukaryota, Metazoa, Arthropoda, Malacostraca, Decapoda, Penaeidae.
AAAAUCCUAAAUCUAAUCCCCGGAAACACCAUCCUGUGUUUUGGUCUUGUGAUCACAAUGGUCGAGGAUAUGAGAAAAUUCCUUGUGGAGCUGUUGCACAGGACAGACAACCUUCUUGGUAUUGUGAUAACCGAUCGAGAUGGUGUGCAGUUGUUAAAAGUUUUUAAAGAUGACGCCCCAGAUUUGGGCAUGCGGCCAGCCUAUCUCUCCACUUUUGGCAUGGCAACUGAUCAAGCAGGAAAACUUGGCAUGGGCAAAAAUAACAAGAUGGUGUGUAUUUAUGGAAAUUACCAGGUAGUGCACUUCAAUAAACUGCCGCUUGUGGUAACUGUUAUAGGGACAAGUACAGCAAACACAGGCUUGCUCAUGGACCUUGAGAACGAAUUUUCACACAUAGUAUCACAGCUCACGCAUGUCGUUGAUGGUAUUUAGCUAAUAGUGGAGUUGAGAGCUUUAUAGAGAGAUAGAGGUUAUUAUUAGAGUUUCUCAAUUGUAUUUGAUUUUAUUUUCUCUUGUAAUUUACAAAGUGUAUGGCAUUUUAGGCCUGUAAUCUAUUGUCACUUAUAUCUGAUAAUAUUGGAAAGGAGGUUAAGAAAAGAGAGAUUUUUAGAGCAUUGAAUAUAUACUGGCAGAUAUCUGUAUCAUAACAUGCAGUUAUCUUAUUUUAUGGCUAAUAUUGUUUAUCAGAAUUAAAAUAUCUCUUGACUUAAACGUGAACCUCCUGCAUCUGAUUAUUAUAUUGCUAAGUUUGCUUUCAGAAGAUUGUAUAAAGUCGUUGUUUGGAUUUAGUUGACUGCAUUGAUUUAAGAAAUUGUAUUUACUUCAUUGGCAUGACAGAAUUGUUGAUAAAACCCAUUGUGGUUUUAUUAUUUUUUGUACCAUAAACUAUUUUGCAUUAAAUAUAUUACAAACGUU